CAUAGCGGUGCAGCCAACAUGACCCUUCUCUUUGAGGGACAAGAGAACCAUCUAGUGCCUUCUACUUCUCAGAUUUUGGCAGACAGUGACUUAUUUGUGGUAGCAGGCAGAAUGAUUGGGCAUUCAUUUUUGAACGAUGGGCCACGAUUGCAUGGCCUCAGCAAGGCUAUUAUUCACAUGUUGGUCCAUGCUGAUAGAGACACUGUCACUGUCCAGCUCGAUGAUGUGCCAGAUCUAGAUAUUCGUUCUACAAUUUGCAUGCUUGAUGGUAAUAAACACCUCACUGAGCAGCAGAAGGAUGACAUUAACAAUUUGGCCAUUUCCUGGGACUUGCCACCCGUCAGUGCAGAAAACCGCAGAUGGCUGUUCCAACAGCUUCUCCAUCAUGCAGUGAUAGGCCGAACUAAAAGGCAGACAAAACACAUCAGAAAAGGCCUGAAGGACACCGGAUUGUUGACUAUGCUUCAACAAAGACCUGACACAGCCUCAGUGGUCUUUCCCCAGCAUGAAGACAGCAUUCUUACUGCACAGGCUGUUCUUAGCCACAUUGUUUGGCCAGGAGAUGAGGGCGAUGAUGAAGACGAUGAUGAUCCACCUUACCCACUAAGCAUCCAAAUGCAAACAGUGGGAUUUCUGAAGACCUACAUUGAAACAGCCACUCCAUUCCAGCUCAGCCAGCUGAUGAGGUUUUGGGUUGGAUGGGAAAUUCCGACUGGUACCAUGAAGGUUGAAGUGGUCAAAGCACACUACCUCAUAUCCUCUACAUGUUUUGGAACGUUGCGUGUGCCUGGGCACUUCCACGAGUACAAUGUCUUUUCCAAACAUGUUGAUGAUUGCAUUGCAACUUGUGCCACAGGUUUCGGCCUUAUUUAA
Molecule: messenger RNA, 873 nt
Organism: Pelmatolapia mariae (spotted tilapia)
Lineage: Eukaryota; Metazoa; Chordata; Actinopteri; Cichliformes; Cichlidae
Exons: 6
Coding region: 19-873 (284 amino acids)
Molecular function (GO): ubiquitin-protein transferase activity
Source: RefSeq, a predicted model, not a curated record